Erigeron canadensis is the source of this 1175-nucleotide messenger RNA. RefSeq names its product phytohormone-binding protein CSBP-like. Bases 619 to 1083 code for a protein of 154 amino acids. The record is from RefSeq and is a predicted model, not a curated record. Gene Ontology annotation, molecular function: protein phosphatase inhibitor activity; signaling receptor activity; abscisic acid binding. Gene Ontology annotation, biological process: abscisic acid-activated signaling pathway; defense response. Gene Ontology annotation, cellular component: cytoplasm; nucleus. NCBI's taxonomy places the organism in Eukaryota, Viridiplantae, Streptophyta, Magnoliopsida, Asterales, Asteraceae. The transcript is spliced from 4 exons.
AUAGUCUUUAACUACUACACGUAUUGUAUUCAUAUGUGUUCGGGUCAACAUUGGAAGUUAAGACACGAUAUAAGCGUACCUCGUCUCAAAUGUAAAAACAAGAAUACAUAGUGUAUAUGCAUUAGCUUGGAUCAAAAGGUGCAAUAUGAAGAAAGAUAAAGCCACCAUGAAGGUUGCUUGAAGGAGAUGCUGGCCAUUGAAACUUGUUACUCUUCAAAUACACCAUCGGUAAGUCUCGACACUUUGUUCAGAUUCUAUUUUGGAUAUGGCCAAUUGGAUAUGAAGGUCAAAAACUGCAGCCUGAUCUUUAUUCUAAUCAGUCAACUUUUGGUUUAGCUAGAAAGAACCAUUGAAGUUUCAAAUGUUUAGUUCUAAGGUCAUUCAAUCCAAAUGCUGGUCAAGUUCAUGAUGUGGCAGCUGACCUGUUGGAUUUUCGAGAAGAAGAUCAUCGCAGACCACUAUGAGUAGCUACAUUAGAUCCCUUUCGAAUUAGCUGGAGAGAGCAUUUGGCGGGAUAUUUCAAACCUGUAGAAAAUAGAAGAUAACCGUCUCAUCUGGGGGGACACCAUAAAGACAGCACUCCAUUACAUCAAGUGUCUAGAAAACCUGUAAACUGACAUGAAGGAAGAUAAAGCUCAAGUAAAGGUUGCGGUGCCAAUCAGAGACUUAUGGAAAGCCAUGUCGAGUGACUUUCAGCACAUGAUACCUAAAAUCUUACCUGCCAUCGUGGAGGAAGUUGAGUUGAUUGAAGGAGAUGGCGGCUACGGAAGCAUAUUUCUCUUCAAAUUCGGUCCUGCCGUACCGAAAAUAAGUUACCAGAAGGAGAAGAUUGUGGAACUUGAUGAAUCAUUGCGUCAGAUGGCUCUUGAAGUAGUGGAAGGAGGGAAUCUGGAUCAUGGGUACUCUUCUUACACAACACAUGUCAAAUUAACUGAAGUAGGAAAAGCGGAAACACUGGUUGGCGUGAAGGUUGUGUAUGAGACCAAGACAGAAGCAGAGGAUACACAUAUGCCUGGAGAUACCUUAAAACCAUCGCUGCAUUACUUUAAAUGCCUCGAAAACCAUAUGUCAAAUGGACUGUAAUAAGUCACAAUUCUGUUUGUGAGACUCUUCUGUAUCUUUGGUUGUGUUUUUGUUUCGAAAUCUAUGGAAUCAUUGAUUUUAUUUGAUGAUAA